UAUCCUGCUCUAUUGUUACGUAGCAAUAGAAGCCCGCUUAUGCUGCUUCGGCGGCGCUUUUUCGCCCUCUCUUCGCUCUGGACAGGAGCGCUAGUGGACACGGGGAGGGAGCAGGCGAAGCGUGUCGUUCGUAAUGGAAAGAAAGAUACCACUACUUCGCCUCUUUGUUGGACCGCCGGCGCGAACACAGUGGUCGGGGUGGCUGGUGGUUUCGGGAUCCCGUAGAAAUGCUUCUUUUAUGCCUCGGGUAUUAGCCACAGCUCGUAUUCAUUCAGUAAUUCUACCCCUUCUUCAUUCUUGGACCUCGUUUCUUAAUAUUGUGACUCUUCCAUGCUGUGUCUCAGGAACCUCUUCAAUACGGUCCGGAUUGCUAGCUCCCGUUCAUAGUUUUGCUACAGAUGAUACACGAGGAAUCUUUUUAUGGCGGUUCUUCCUUCUAAUGACCGGCAUAUCUAUGAUUCUUUUCUCCCAGAUGAAGCAGCAGGCAUCGGUCCGUAGAACCUAUAAAAAAGAGAUGGUUAUGGCACGAAGUACUCUUGUGCACCUACGUCACUCGGCUCGCGCGCAACCCCGCCCCGUUAUGUUAUGGAAGAAUUGAGCUUAUUGCUGGGCUGGUUAUUCAGAGCCAGCAAUUGGCUGUCGGAUUUCGUCCCGCAACUAGAAGAAGCUCGCUUCGGGGGUCACUGUGGUGUGGCUGAAUGUAGAGCAGUCCGCCCUUACAGCCUUUGAUCAGUAGAUUAUUUAGAACUUCGGAAGAUGGUCAAGGUAGCUUACUUCCAAGCCACUGCACUAGAUGCGCAUGUAGUCGGCCCAGAAUGCCUCUGUUCUAUACUAAAAGAAAAGACUCUUUCGAAUGAAUGGGGAAGUCGCUCUUUGAUCUGCGGAAUAAGGCCUACGAGCUCUCUCUUUUAUGGCUCCUUCCCAAGGCCACCGACAUAUGUAUGACUUUUAGCCAGGGUCUUUGUUAAGGAAGCUGCUCCCGAACGAUUCAAUCUCAUAUGAGGUAGCAGGUCAAAGAUAGGCUAUGUCGACCCUUUCCAACUUUUUUUCCAUACCAUAAAGGAGAAAUCCGCUUAUGGCAUUCACCCAAGCAUACAGAGGAGAGCUUGCCAGCGAUAAAGGAAGGUUUUUACUACGAGUCCGCAUCAGGUGAAUUGAAAGGGAUAUUCCUCUUUAGCUUUAGGGAGGUGGGCGGGAAAUGGAUAGCAUAGAUGGUUUUAAAAUACCAUACCAAUUAGGCCAAGAUCUGAAUCUUCCCCUCCUAUGGCCGAUAGAUCGCUCAACAAGUCGUCCCGAAAAGACCCUCAGUGAAACCUUACGCUUUAUAGCUGAAAAGAAUGCUCUUAACAACGAAGCAUGCGAUGGUUCCAGUUCUCGCGAUCAAUAGACACAGAGGAACCUACCUAUAUCUUCUCUAUGCCCUCCCACCACUCAUUCUCAAUGCGGCUUACUCACUGUUCAUCAACAUAUCUUUCUUCUUCUUUAGCUACCUCAAUAGCAGCUGAUGUAUCAACGGAUUCGCUAACACUUCCUGGUAAGACAUCUUCUUCUGGUACUGCUGAUCAAUCUUCUCCUUAGCUACUUUAGCUGCAGGAACUCAUAGCUACAAGAGACCUAGACUCGAGACGAGAUUCGCCGCCGUUCAAACGUAUCUUGAAGGGGAUAAAGGAUAAGUAAUUUUUCUUUGAAAACCGAAGCUUCUUUGGUCGUGUGAAGUCCUUGAGUUACUGCCUCCCUCCUUUUGCUUUUUGAAAACCUUAGUCUAUAUAGCAGGACUUUUUUAGUUAGAUGCCCCACUACAGCUUCUCAUCUCUUCUUGAUAAUCCAGGAAGCUCUUCCAAGAACUACUAGCGGAGGUAUUGAUCGAGUAUAGCCGAGCAAUUAAGGCCUUCUCCUCGAUACUAAUCUAGCCUUUUGAGACUAAGUGUUCGAAAGGGGCACCACUCCAUGAUCGCACUCUGUCUUCGUUCUCAUAAGUCACUUUAGGACGAUCAAGAAAAUAAUAAAGCAGGAUUGUUACUACGGGUACAGGUUCUGAAACAAGUAGAUUAUUUCAAUCACUUAAUUCUCAACGAUCUGAUCAUGCACCCCGCUUACUUUUUCUCUCUUUUACCAAUGAUCAGUAGAUUGAGCACUAACUGAAUCUCGAUAAAGAAGGAGAAGAAGUAGAAUCAAUCAACGACGCCUAGAUCAUGAAAGGGGCAUACCAUCUGCCCUACAAUCCUUUCUUUCUUCUCUUACGAAAUGGAUAGUUAGAGAGAAAGAGAACUCCCAAGGCGUGAUCUAUUCUAUUAGAUUCUAUUAGAUGAAAAGGUCCUAUCAGUACUAUUGGAUUAACUGUCCUUCUCUCUUUGAUGCCAUCUUAUUCUAUGUCCAUUUGUCCGGAUUGUGCCCGACCUCCUCUACCCCCGAAUCCCUUGACCACGCCCCGCUCCGGGGAUCACUGAACGAGAGGGACACCCGGCCCUUCCCCAACUUAUAGGAAGAUAACGAAAGGGAGACAAGAGACAACCUAUAACACAAGCAUCUAUCCGAUUCGUUACGCAAGAGUGAGUACUGACCUCGCGGAUGGAGAGGGAUUCGAACCCCCGGUAUUCCUAUCAAUACUUCGGUUUUCAAGACCGACUCUUUCAACCGCUCAGACAUCCAUCCUCUUCUGUUACCUACUUUGACUCAUAUCUUCGGUAUACCUCAAUACAAGACAAACACAGGAAAGGAUAUUCAACCAAAACCGGGCUAUCGCCCUAUCUAAGCAGGUUGACCCUAUCCUCUGCGGAAGUCAUUUUUUCAUCUAUUUCUUUCAGUUUCUGUGUCUAUCGCUAUCGCCCUAUUAUCUCUCAAUUGCCUAUCCUUUAUAGUAAAGUAUAGAUGAGGGGGAGUACCUUAGCAGUAGCUUCCAAAUUGACCUCCUCGCGUUGGACUUAGUUGGAAAGGUAGGUGUUCGGCAUGUCCCUUGCUUGCAAACUUAUUUAGUAAGGCGGUUUGGAGGCCCCAUUCCUCACGUUUACCGUUGUCCCCAGACUUCACUCUUUCAACACUUGUAUACUUUCUAAAGAGUCAGGCAUGCCCCUGUCCCUGUCUCUUAAAGCCCUAUCAGGCUUCCCCUUGUUUGCCGAUUGAAGAAGAAAGCCUUAUAUGGUCUCAAAAAAAGCGAGAAAAGCCCUAUCUAUCUUAUUAGUCAAGCCUAAAGGUAAAGGCCCUGCAAUCAAACUAAAGCGCUAACGAGCGAGUGAAGUAUACGUAACGAGGCAUUAGAGCAACGGCUUUCAGCUCAAUCCGUUGCUUGUUGCCCCUUAUGGAGAACUGCUCAAGUUUCGCGCAAGUUGCUUAAUCCGUUGCUUUCGAGCCUACGCUUGCUGGGUAGUGAAGUGGUCCGUGAAGGUUAAAUAAGACUUGUGUUAAGCAAGCAGAGUAGUCAAGCCAGAUAGGCAAAAAAAGCAAGAAGCUGUUUUCGUUCGAUCGACGGAAUCCCUCGUACUUUCACUGCUGUGGGCCGGCUUUCAUAAAGCACCUUUGGGCAGCAGCUACUAUUGGGAUGAUAAAAAUUCGACAAUGAAACUCUUUAAGCAAUGAUCUUAUCUAUGUCAUUUCUCUUGGCGCGAUACAAAAGACGACUUUUGAGAGUCACUUAGCCCCUUGACUUCUUCUCUCAAAAAAGACGCUGUGCGGGCAAGUCGAUCAAAGUAAGAGCGGGGAGGGAAUGUUUACAGUUGUUGUAGUACGACUUUUCAUUUCCUGUUCGGUCUUUCAAUAAGUAGUCAGCUGCGGGCUAAGAAGCCUCGUAGUCAGACUUAACAUUGAUUGAAGCAGCUGUUGGAGAGAAGGCACCAGUCAGACCUGCAAGCACCGGGUAGUAUGCAGCGGCAGUUUUUAAUCAUACAAUGUGUACUCGUAGUCUUACUUUUAGCGGUAGUCAGCUGUCCUCGUUCUCCUCAAUCAGCGCAUCGAUGAGCUCGCUUGGAUGAAGUGGAGGGCUCUCGUCUUGCACAGGCGGCAUAGGUGGCACGGAAGGAUGGUUAUCUUGAAGAGAAGGAUUGGAGUGGUAAGUUGGACCAUCAUUCGCCGUAUGUAAGGCUGGACUGUCGUAAUCAAAGUAAGAACCUCCGUCUUCCCGCCUUGUAAAUGGGAUCAUCUUGAUCAUUUGGUUGAGCAGCACCUCUUGUAGCCAUCUCGGCAGCACCUUCUCUAGCAACUUCUUGAGACCAGGAAUCUGGACAAUCGUAUCGGUUCCCAACCGGAACCUGUAGCUGAGCCGGCGCUUUCUCAUGUCUCCAAGGCGCUCUUUCUACUAGUUCUAAUUGCUCUUUCAGUUCACUUCCUCGUUUGAGGAGUGGUGCCACUAUACGAUUAGAGUCUGCUAUUAGUGCGCUAAUUUAUCUUUCUUUCUUUUCUAUUAGUCGAUCGCUGGCGCCCCGAUCAGUUAGUCUUUCUAUUUCUUCCUCUAGGAAGUCUAUUUUCUUCUUAUACCGGUCCGCUAGCGCGGCCCUCUGGUUAUCUUGUGGGAGCCUUUUUAUUUCCCGUUUUGCUUUCGCGGGUCCCUAUUCACCGUAGGAGUGGCAGUAGCAUUCUUCAUAGGCUCUUUCUCUCUUUGAGGAGUAGCAGUCAAAGUGGCAGGAGCGGUAGCACUUUCGACUCGUUUAUGGGAUUGUAUACCUUUACUCUUUUCUUUCCCUUCACCCGAGAGCUCAGACUGAGGGUUAGGUGUGCAGGAGGCUAAGUUCUUAAAAAUGUCCAGAAAAAGAAUUAGAAACUCAGAUUCAGAUCCAGCAACUUCUUGCCAAGAGAAAAUAACUAUCUGAGCUCAAGUUUUCAGUCACUUCUCCAUUGGAGGAGAGUAAUGAAGAAGCUUUGAAGGAACUUGCAGAGUGGACAAGUUUGAAGGAAAAAGUUAGGCAAGCCAAACACGACUGGCUCGAGGGAUCCAAAGAAUUAACUCGAGCCAUCACGCUCUUCUUUUGGACUUGAAGAAGGGAAUUCCACCGGCGAGUAGGGCUUAUGCCCAUUAGUCGACGAGGGAUGGUCCCGCUUCUUCAUUGAUAAAUUCUAGGUUCACCGAAAGGUACAGUCAGUUGGAACCACGCCCUGAAGCCAAAGACCUGUCUUAGUCAUCAAAUCCAGGGUCUGGUGGAGUAGUCCCAGUUUACGAAGUCUCGCCUCUCCUUGAUUAAAGAGUGGUGGGGCCAGAAGCCGGAAGCCAAACGUACGACAAGAGGUUUAAUCACUGGCCGAUCCUUUGGAACAACUCUUUUAAUUUAAAGGAAGAAGUCGUACCAGACAAGUUCAAUCUGUAAUGGCUGUGAGGCACCGAGUCUGAAUAGGCAUCAACAAGCACAUAGAUGUCCGAGGAAGCAAAGGCUAGGGCAGUUGGCGGAGAGGUAGAAUUGAACUUCCUAUGACUGAUUUCUAAGCGGAGAAUCAAGCGACAAGGCUAGAUUUGCAGGAAUCCAUUCAUUUAUAAAGUCCCAUCCAGCCAGGUGGAAGCCUGUACCAGCAGCCAGAUUAGGAGAAGAUCUUAAAGACCUAUUUUAUUAACAUAAAGCAUUGACCUCUCUGUCUCUUUAUCAUAGAUCAGCUCUGUCACCGCUUCUCCUGCAACAAAAACUUGGGUGAAGAAUUCAGUGGAGAAAAAGUAAAUUGCUUAUUUGCUUAACACAUCGCUGGAUUAGCUGAUUUGCCUGGUUCGUCUGCCUUUCUGCUUGAAAGUUUUCCUUUCACCCUAUUCUUGCAGCUGAUCUGCGACACAAGCAAGUAAGCAGCAAUCUCACCCCGAGUUCACUCCUUCUAGCAGCGGAUGUGCGACACAGGUCUUCAUAUAUUAGAUCAGAACUUACCUUCCUCUCAAUCCGAAUCGGCUAGCUCGUGCAAUCAAUAUAUCAUCACUCCCAUGCAUACAAUAGCUACGAGCUGCUCUAAGCGCUCUUACGCGAUGUCUCACGAGUACACUAAGGAGAGAGGAACUAGGAGCAAAGUCUUCGCCUUUAUUUUGCGUAUAUAGAGAUAGCCAAUCUUGACUAAAGUAGUCGGUCCAAGUGUGACUUAUCUCAGGUGUCCCUAAAACUCGCAUGUCUUUCUUGGUUGGACCAACCCAACCUGAAAAUGGGUGUUUUGUGUCUGUUCUAUGAUUUUAAGACGGCCUACAAACGAGGGAGUCGUUGGGUUGUUGAAGGCAGUAUUAUGGUCUAAAUUGAACUACCAACGAUGUCGAAAUAAUGAUCUUUUCGUUGGUCGGUCGCCCAUUUUAGGUAAAAACGUAUUGCCUAUUUCUCUUCUUUCUAACAAAAAACAUAUUUAGAUUUAAAAAGAGCCAUGAGACUAUUAAAAAUACUACCUGUGUCCAAGUAUCUGUCCACUAAUUGGAAAUCUAUGGUUUUGUAUUCUGUAGGACUCCGGAUCUGGAUCAAUAUUAAUUUGUCAGUCGCGGGUGUCUAUGGGAAAAAAAUUAUAAAAUUACCGGGGCGCCUCUAUAUUAAUAGAUGCGCUCUGAUCAGAGCUGCACUGCUCUUAUUUGUUUCUUUUCUUUUCUACUUCCUCUUGUACCUAGUCUUUAUGACAGGAGGAGGGGGUGAACUGUGGAAAGCAGUUAGCCAGUUUUGGGGGGAUGCGGGGGGAAGUAAUAGUACCCCCAAUCCGGGCCACGAUCCUGCGGGAUCCUCAGACCUGCUCGUGGCUGCGGGCGCGGGGAACCAACCCCAAGAGGGGGAAAUGCUAGUAAUUCCCUCCCCCGAAAUCUCUCAGGGAGAAUUGCUUGGGGAAAUGCUAGUAAUUCCCUCCCCCGAAAUCUCUCAGGGAGAGUUGCUUGGGGAAGCGGAUGCAGCACCUGCUGGCCCAGAAGCGGAUGCAGUAUCCGAGGAUAAUGAGGAUCUAGACACAUGGCUCAACAGGAUCAAGUCCGAAGAGGGGAAGAAACAGUUUCAAAGCUCCUUUCUUUCGGACGUGAAUAAGCUGAUCAACCUGCCGUCGAAGGGCGGGCGUUUUCGGCCGGAACUUGACUCAGCAGAUCUUUUGCUUCUAAAUUGUUGGAAGAAGAGGAUCUUAAAGCUCCUUUGUACCAAGGAGUUACGCUCCCCCAUCAAGGUAACCAAGAGGCAAUGGGAGGCCGCAUUAGAAAAGCUUCUAGAGGGAAGGGGCCCUUAUGAUUGGUUAACUGCCGGGAAGGCAAUAGAAAGAGAAAGGGAAAGGUGCCCUUUCUUUCGUCGAUUAGUCGAUGAGGUAGAAAGAAUGAAAUUCUGCCAAAAAAGAAAGGGUAAGGGAAAAACCACCUCGACCGGAGCAGAGUAAACAACAAUGUCGGAUCAGGCCGCCCCUUCCACCCAAAAGGAGUUGCCGGAAAGCUGCUUCUACUUUCCACCUUUCUCUUACGAUUCCGCGGGAAGAUGCAGUUGCUAGUCAUAAGCUUCAUUGAAGGGCAAUCCCGCCUUUGGGGAAUCCCUCCUUUGAAGUGAAAGAUGCAAAAGAUCAUCAGAAAGGAUACAACCCCUUUAUCUUUAUGAUUCCAGCCAAGAAGACUCGUAAAAGGAAGGA
Molecule: messenger RNA, 7521 nt
Organism: Daucus carota subsp. sativus
Lineage: Eukaryota; Viridiplantae; Streptophyta; Magnoliopsida; Apiales; Apiaceae
Product: probable cytochrome c biosynthesis protein
Biological process (GO): heme transport; cytochrome complex assembly
Cellular component (GO): membrane
Molecular function (GO): heme transmembrane transporter activity
Source: RefSeq, a predicted model, not a curated record